This is a messenger RNA of Nannochloropsis gaditana CCMP526, 1191 nucleotides long. RefSeq names its product methyltransferase family. Bases 1 to 1191 code for a protein of 396 amino acids. The record is from RefSeq and is a predicted model, not a curated record. The transcript has 6 exons.
AUGCAUCAAAAUCUAUUUGACGCUCAACAGACUCAGCUUAAAUUCUGCGAGUCAACUCCUUUACGGGAAGAUGCUUCAAGCCCUUCUUCGCCGCGCUAUUUGCAAGCUCUCAGGCUCACGUGCCCGCUCAGCGCCCUCUCCUUAGGGAAUCGACAAAGGACUAUUACACAGUGGGUUGCGGAAAAAGAUAGGAAUGUGACUUUGUUUGGUUAUGCGGAGAAAGACAAGGUGAGUCGAGACAUCGCCAUGCAUGGCUACUGGGAGAUGGAAAACAUGUCCGUCCUCCUUCUCCUUCUCGAGCGAGCACGCUGGCAGCGGCGGGAGUGGCGGCAUCCGGAGUCUCCUUCCCGCCCGCCCCGUCGGGAUGAGCUCGUCAUGUUGGACGUUGGAGGGAAUCUGGGUGCAUACACACUAUGCCUCGCGACAGCCGGCUUCCGCGUCCUGACUUUCGAAGCCAUGCGCCGCAAUAUUCAAGCCAUCCGCGAAGGCAUUUGUCGCAAUUCAGGGCUGAAAGAGAGAGUGAUCCUGUUGGAAAAGGGCUUAGCUGAGAAGGAGGAGAGCAGGCCUUCCUCCCUUUCUCGCACUUUUGACUUCCUUCCCGUUCCCACGGCGCAAUCUUCUCAACCUCAGACGUGUACGCUGGUAGUGGACAAGGAGAAUAUCGGCGACGGGAUCACGCGAUGCCAAGGCCAGGGCGUGAGCCUCGGUUCGGAGGAGGUCAGAGAAGACGCCAUUCAAGUCACGACUUUGGAUCGCGCUCUCUACUGCCCACAAAGCAGCCGUGACGCUGUGCCCUCUUUUUACACAGGCCGACCCGCGGCACUGAAAAUGGACGUGGAAGGCUUCGAAAUGCUGGUGGUACAGGGGGGCCAAGGGUUCUUGAAUACCUCGGACCUGGCAGUAGUCCUCCACGAGAACGGCCACAUGCCCUUCGAGAAGCGUAAGUAUCUGCUGGAAUACUUUGUGGACCGGGGGUACGUCUUUCUCUGCCCCGAAGAGAUGUACGAGUGGGUAGACGGGCGGGGAGGGAAGAGAGGGAGAAAGAGAAAAGUACCCAAAAUCGAGGCCUUCGCGGAAUUCGACGAACGGAUUUUUGACUGCUGGGACAUUGCCUGGGUGAAGAAGGAGGAUGUGGAAGUGGAGGCCCCCCGCGGGGGGCGAGGGCAGCGAUACUGGCUCCUGUUGGACUGA